CAACCCUCGUUUUCAUUUCAAUCUAAAACAGAGUUUCCAUAAAUUGCAGCAAAAUCCUCUCUCUCUCUAUCCCGCUCACUCACUCAUACACAUUUUCAGGUCUCUGGGAAGCAACAAAGAGAGAUUGGUUGGGUUUGGAUAAGACUUGAAAUGGCUUAUAUGUGCACUGACAGUGGAAAUCUAAUGGCGAUUGCCCAACAAGUGAUCCAGCAGAAGCAGCAGAAGCAACAAGAGCAAGAGCAGCAGCAGCAGCAAGAGCAACAGCAGCAGAAAGAGCACUUCUUAGGCCUCAACUCAUUCUGCCUCAAUCCAUGGUCCGCCGGAUUGAAUGGCGGUUCUGGUUUGGGGUAUGGACUCGUCGGCGGCCAUGCUUUUGCCGAUUCGUUUCAGGUUCCCGCCGUUGAGCCUGGGUUUCAGUUCCCCAGCUUGGAUAACCAGUUGGGGGCGUUUCGGUUUCCGGAUUUUGGGGGCGGAGGCGAGUUUGACUCGGAUGAGUGGAUGGAGGGGUUGAUGGACGGUGGAGAUUCCACCGGGAGUUCAAAUCUUCAUUCUGCCUGGCAGAACAACUCGGAUUUCACUGCUCUAUACGCUGCCGAUCCGUUUUCUGCUUCUCCGACUCGACUCCGUAUCGCGUCGUCUUCUCCUACACACCUCAAUUCCGUCAUUUUCGCCGACAAUCAGAAGAAUCACGCUCCUCCACCGCCUCAGACCUUGCCGUGGUUCCCAACGGCAUCCGCGCAACCUCCGCCGCCGUCAGCUAAGGACACGACGCCACAGCGAAACGACGUCGUCGCAGAAGGUAGUUCUCCGGAGAGUUUAUCUUCGAAGCCAUUACUGAAAGCCUUGGUAGACUGUGCUAGACUCGCCGUUUCGCAGCCAGAGAAUGCCGUGAAAUCACUGAUACGAAUCAGAGACUCCGUUUCCCAGCUCGGAGACCCGACGGAGCGAGUCGCGUACUAUUUCUCCGAAGCUCUUUACAAUCGCCUCUCGAACUCGCCGGAAAAGCGACCGGCGAACUUCGAUGCAAGCUCAGAAGAGCUCACGCUGUCAUACAAAGCCCUCAACGACGCAUGUCCGUACUCCAAAUUCGCUCAUCUAACUGCAAAUCAAGCAAUCCUCGAAGCUACUGAGAAAGCGUCGAAGAUUCAUAUAAUCGAUUUCGGUAUUGUUCAGGGAAUUCAAUGGGCCGCUCUUUUACAGGCUUUGGCUACCAGGUCCGGCGGUAAACCUGACAGCAUCCGGAUCUCCGGCAUUCCCUCGCCGGUACUCGGAAACUCCCCGGCGGCGUCACUGUUGGCAACCGGUAACCGUUUGCGCGAUUUCGCGAAAGUUCUGGAUCUGAAUUUCGAGUUUGAACCGGUAUUGGGUCCAAUCCACUCGUUAAACGGGUCAAGUUUCCGGGUCGACCCGGACGAAAUUCUAGCCGUUAACUUCAUGCUCCAGCUGUACAAUUUGCUGGACGAGACAACGGCUACCGUUGGAACUGCACUCAAGCUAGCCAACUCACUAAACCCUAGCAUUGUAACUCUGGGUGAAUACGAAAUGAGCCCGAACCGGGUCGGGUUUCUGAAGAGAUUCAAGAACGCACUCAAAUACUACUCCGCCAUAUUCGAGUCCCUGGAUCCGAACAUGACCCGAGAUUCGCCGGAGAGGGUGAAGGUCGAAAGCCUGUUACUUGGCCGGAGAAUCGCGGAAUUGAUGAGGCCUGAGGAACAGAGAGCCAAAACAGAGUGUGUGGAAGUGGAAGUGGAAGUGGAAGACAAAGAUCACUGGAGAAUUCUGAUGGAAAGUGCUGGGUUUAAGGCUGUAGCCAUCAGCCAUUACGCCCAUAGUCAAGCAAAAAUUCUUCUAUGGAACUAUAACUACAGUUCAUCAUACAGUCUGAUUGAUUCUCCCCCAGGUUUCCUCUCCUUAGCUUGGAAUGAUGAGCCUCUCCUCACUGUUUCCUCGUGGCAUUGAUUGAAUUUUAAUAUCUCGAUCGAAUUUGGCAGACCUCCACUCCCUGGCAUUUUUACUAUGUGGUGUGGAUCAAGCCAGAUUCGAAUUAUGUAUACACCUAAGUUUGAACUUUUUCAAGCUUGAUUAUCAGUUAGGAAGCUCUUCAAGUUCAGAUUAAGCAAUAUGAUAAACAAAUUAGGGAAGAUUGUGAUAAUUUUUGAAGCUCUUUUGAGUUCUUACAACCAA
Messenger RNA from Ipomoea nil (Japanese morning glory), 2184 nucleotides. RefSeq names its product scarecrow-like protein 4. Gene Ontology annotation, cellular component: nucleus. Gene Ontology annotation, biological process: regulation of DNA-templated transcription. The transcript has a single exon. Bases 151 to 1959 code for a protein of 602 amino acids. The record is from RefSeq and is a predicted model, not a curated record. Gene Ontology annotation, molecular function: sequence-specific DNA binding; DNA-binding transcription factor activity. Lineage: Eukaryota; Viridiplantae; Streptophyta; Magnoliopsida; Solanales; Convolvulaceae.